GUCGACACUCGACUGUGGCUCAUUAGGGACACCGAGUCCCAGCAAAGAAAAGCAAAGCAAAGCAGGCCCUCUAUAAAAACUGAAGCAGUGCAGGGAAGCAGUAGAGCUGAUAAGAUUAAAUGUUGUUUUUUUCGUAUUUCAAGGAUUUGGUAGGGAAAGAAGUGACGGUGGAGCUGAAGAAUGAUUUGGCUAUAAGAGGGACUCUUCACUCUGUGGAUCAGUACCUCAACAUCAAGCUCGAAAACACUCGCGUUGUCGAUCAAGACAAGUAUCCUCACAUGCUUUCUGUCAGGAACUGUUUCAUAAGGGGAUCAGUAGUGAGAUAUGUUCAACUUCCUCCAGAGGGUGUGGAUGUUGAUCUGCUUCACGAUGCCACGAGAAGGGAAGCUCGGGGUGGCUGACACUCAUUUGAUUAGACUUCUCCAAGUACUUGCCUGGACAUCUGAUGUAAUUGCUUUAGUUUGAACAAGCUUUCUUCUCAUUCUGAACCUGGAUGUUUGUACUGGUGACAAGUUCAUGAACAUAUAAGUUAGACUUCCUAGCAAUCCAGAGAAAAUGCUAUUGGGUUUAGUAAUGACAAUUUGAUUGCUUAAAGAAGAUAA
Messenger RNA from Populus nigra (black poplar), 602 nucleotides. Its product is annotated as sm-like protein LSM2. Lineage: Eukaryota; Viridiplantae; Streptophyta; Magnoliopsida; Malpighiales; Salicaceae. Gene Ontology annotation, molecular function: RNA binding. Gene Ontology annotation, biological process: mRNA splicing, via spliceosome. The record is from RefSeq and is a predicted model, not a curated record. The coding region runs from base 120 to 401 and encodes 93 amino acids. The transcript is spliced from 3 exons. Gene Ontology annotation, cellular component: P-body; catalytic step 2 spliceosome; U6 snRNP.